AAAAAUGGUACUCAAAUUAGCUAUUAAACACAAUCCACCAAGUUUAUUUGUUAUCUAUCGCUACAAUUUAAAGGAUAAAAAACUUCGAAGGUCUCUCAAUCUGAAUAAUUUAGAUAUCGAAUUGAACUCAAUUCAUUGGUUUAUUUGCCAACUCCAGAUUUAAUCACUGAGCAACUUUACCUUGAACAUUAUGAUUAUUUAAAUGACAAUAAUGUGGAAUAUGAAUAAGUGUUUAGGUUGGUUUAAAUGUUAUAUGAACAUCAAUAAUAGAAAAGUGGAACAAGAAGAUCAGUCAUCAAAAACCUCGAACAAGUUGAAUCAUAUAUGGAUAGUGAUUAAGAUGAGUUAAAUAAAAGUGUAGUGAUGGAACAAGACGAUAAUUGGCAGACUCCACCUAAUAGAAGGACAGGUAAUUUGAAAUCAAUUAAUUUCGAGAAACAAUUUAUCCAAAAGACAAUAGUAAAUUUAAAUAAAUCCCUUCCAGUGAAAGCAUGAGUUUGAGCAUAAGUGGAAUGUAGAAUUUUAUGUAAGGGUAACAAAAAAAGUCCAAUAAUCUAACAUAUUUACCAAUCAAUAAUUUUGAUGAUUAAAUGUCCAAAAAUAGACGCUUUGUAGAGGAUUAAAUUCAAUAAAACUAAUAAAGUUAUUUUAAGAAUAAAUAUAUCGAGUUACCAUAGCCUUUACUAAACAGAAAUAAUUAAAGAAUCAAUAAUUAUUAUUGA
Molecule: messenger RNA, 722 nt
Organism: Paramecium octaurelia
Lineage: Eukaryota; Ciliophora; Oligohymenophorea; Peniculida; Parameciidae
Source: the annotation of a GenBank genome assembly